Aureobasidium uvarum is the source of this 4263-nucleotide messenger RNA. NCBI's taxonomy places the organism in Eukaryota, Fungi, Ascomycota, Dothideomycetes, Dothideales, Saccotheciaceae. The record is from the annotation of a GenBank genome assembly.
UCGUCUUUACAACGUCUUCUUUCCCUCGACAAAUCCUUCGAUUCUUUUGAAGAGCGUGUUCAAGAAGCUGCUCGAAUCCUUGACAUCUCUCUAGAUCCGCAAUUCGCUCCCGAAUCGCCUGCGUCUUCCUCGCUCUCACACACUGCCCGUCUGGACUUUGUACUGCGUUGGCUUCUCGACAAGCUCUCCGUCCAGCCAGACACUUGCCAAUGUCUUCCAUCAUGGAUCCUCUUGCGUCGAACUCUUGAGCGCAUGCCCUCUGCUGCCCUGGCCAAGUCCUUAUCUGCCGCUACUCCGAUAAACACCUGCUCGAACGCUCUCGCUCAACUCUUCCCACUCACCUCUUCACCAGCUCCGAACACCACAGAUGACGCAAAACGUUCCACGAAAAAGAGAAAGAGGCAAAGUGCUGCCAAUGACACAACUUCAGAUCACCCUGCUCUCAUCUUUGACCACAUCACGGCUUCAAUUCGUCUUCUGAUCUCCCGUUCGGCCCAAUCCUCAUCUGCGACAGACGCUGCCUCGGAGAAUCGCGUCCACGCUCUUUUACGUCUUGAUCACGCAGAUCUGGUCAGUUUCGUCAAGCAUACUCUUCAUGCCUUGCUACACCUACGAUCCUCGCAAACCCUUCCCACCUCUCUUGUGGCGUCUUCAUUGGCUCUCAUUCAAGACUUGGCGAUCCUACAACCCAACGCUUCAGUCGAUCCCCUGGAUAUCUCCUUCUGCACCGAGUGCUUGUGGCCGGCUGCUCUUCUUCUACAACUCUUGCAAUCGGAUCUGAAUUCCAACGGUGCUUCUCAGCAACAUGCACAACAUGCCGUCCGAUCUCUCGAUCGUUUGCUGGCAACACAUCUCUUCGUGCCAGCAAGAGUUGCUUUCUAUAGCUCAAAGGCCGUUGUACAAAAGAAACGUCAACAAGCAGAGGUUCCUGGCUUGGUCCAGAGACUGGAACCUUUGCGCUCGCAGAUUACCACUCUUCUCGCUGCAGACGCCUCAGAUCUCGUCAAGCAAGACCAACUUUCCCAUGCAUAUGGAUGCGUGCCAUUAUUACUGGAUCUGGCCGUUCGCUGCGCGCCCAUUGCCAAUCCCAAGCAAAGGAUAAUCGAGGCNCCCUGGAUCCACCUUGUGUUCAAUUCCUUGUCGGAUACGAUAACUACUUCUUCAAAAGCUUCUGACGCUGAAAUUGUCAAUCAGAAACUGAAGGACAUGUUGGAUGUGCUGUCAAGUAAAAAUUUGGUGCUCGAUGCCGAUGUGCUGAGUGACAUGUUGGCUCAGCGAUGCAACUUGUCGACGUCUCUUCCUGAUUUCCCUCUUGUUGCAAAGAUUCUCAACAUGAAUGCAAGCAUGUUCACAGACCUCAACGCUGCUCCGGCCAAGGCAUUGUUUGAGGCACUAACAAUUAACGGGGAAGCGAAAGCAUCCAAGGUCUCGGGCUCGGUCUCCGCCGACGACUGGGAGAACCCUCGAACUAUCUGCUACAAGAUUGUGGUUCCUCUGAUGCACGCUUAUGCUCGUACCCGCAAUCUUCCCGCUUUCCUCGAUCAGUGGUCUUCAUGUCUCAGCAUCCAGAUAUCCUCGAAGAAGACAUCCAAGUGGCUUCUCUGGGCAGACUUGUCCUUGGAGGAGUCAUUGAGAGCCAUACUGGAGACGUCCUUGACGUCUGCACAAAUAUCAGAGCUGUUGGACUCUCGCCAGAGUACGUUGACUCAGUCGGUCGCAUCGUCUUCCGUUGCAAGCUCCGAAGCCUUUGCAAACAUCGUCUUGCUCAACGCCAUCAUUGGUGCUUUAAAGACUGAUGCUACGAUUGACACUCUUAUGCCUCAUCUAGAGUCACUGCUUUCUGCCAUUGAGAGUGCUUUCCUUCAAUCUGCUGAUAUCGCUGGACUUCUUUCUGCUCAUAUGAUCGGUCUAUGUUCUCGGAUCUAUCAGCUAUGGUACCCAAUAUGGUCAACUGCCAAGUCGACCGAGGAGGUACAGAUGAGAAACUCGGCACUUCUUGACGGCCCCAUCACACGAUUUACCCUGGAGAAGAUUCAGGGCGGCUCUAAAUUAGAGUCUGGCCCUUCUACUGGUAAUGUGUCGGAAGUCGAUUCUGCGUUCGUCUUCAUCGCCUCCAUAUGUGACAUGCAAAGGCAACUGAUUGGACAUGAAUCCGACUAUGCGCAUCUUUUCUGCCGUGCAGCUUUGCCCUCUCAGGAUGGGGACAAGUCUCGUAGUUACGCUUCACAGCGACCUGCCGCUUUCUUGACGGUUCUCACUGGUUACCCAGGACUUCUUGCUUGUAUACCUGCGACUGAGCGAGUUCAGCUCUUCAAAGACCUAUUCAGCAGCUUCUUCUCUGAGUCUUCGCGCUCGAGCUCCGUGCUUCUCGAGUUCUUGAACGCGGUAUUCGCAGCUAGCGAUCUCUCCAUCAAAGACGAUCUUUUUACAGUAGUCUGUGAAACAAUAGAGAGCUCCGAUGCAUCUGGAUCGUGGCUGGACAUUCUUCUACAGUGGCCGUUGAAAGGAUUCUCCCGCCAACAGCGCGAGAAGAUCUUGGACAUCAUUGUAUCCUCGUUGAUCAAAGAAAAGCUCAGUGGACAAGCCAAACAGCAGAGCCUCGAUCUGAUUGCAGUACUUCUUGAGCUACCAAAUGCUACAGCCAAGAUCUCGGUAGCGCCUGAUGUGCUAUGGGGUCUCGCCAGCGUGUCUUACGACAACACUGAGCUGAAUGCUUUCGAGGAUAUUUGUAAACGCCUUCUAGGACACAUCAUUGACACCAAAGAGCAGGAUCGAAGUAAGUUGUACCUAGAACAGCUUUCCGUGCUCGUAUCGGAUUUUAUCAGCAGACAGAAGGACUUGGGUCUGCCGUCAACUCCAGGCAGAGUCUUGCUGGUGAAAGCGCUUUUCGAAGCGUCCGAGGCUCGUUUCACUGAAAAGGAGCUGUCAAAUUUCGCUUAUCAUUCGUCUUCCACCAUCGACUCCUUGGUCAAGCGGUUGUGGGAGACAUUGUCGACCUCAACAGAUGACGAGCUCAGUGGCGACAAUCUGGACAAGGCUCGUAUCGCUGUUCAAGUGUUCACUGACGCAAAGCGCUUUGCGAAGAAGCUGCGCAGUCUGGUUGAAGAGUCAACGGAUGUUCCCAUUCCGAUCCUGGUCCGAUGCUUCCAACAGCUGUCUUCGGCAGCACACAAAGCUGAUCCUAUCGAGAUAUGCACAAGUGCCGAAUAUCUGCUAGCAAAGGAGAAUGACGCGGGUCAGUACUGGGCCAUCACUGAUUCCGUCAUCAAGAGUAUGCAGAACAUCUCCGAGAGCGAAAAGCUCUCUUUGAUAGACCGAAUUUUGCCUGCCUCGAUCCAACAGUGCACGGCAGAAAAAAUCAUGUUAGUGCGAUGCAUCAUCACUGCCAUGCAUGUUUCUCGCAAGCAAGGUGCCGCUGCGUCAGAAGCCGGUUCGGUCUCUGUCCUUGUACGCCUGCUAGAACUUUUGAAUGCCUGCUCCGAGUACGAUGUCCAUCAGCAGUUGGUCGCCUGUGUCGUCGCUGUUUUGAGAGAACAGGUAUGUCUGAGAAGUUCUAUUUCACCUGAACAACUUACUAACAGCCUUUUANNGCCCAACCUUGUUACGCAAUACUCUGUAGAGAUGACCAUCGCUACAGUGACCACUCUNGCAUCACCCUCUUCGCCAAUCAAGAGUGUCAAGCAAGCAUCACUAAUGUUCGAGGGCCUUUGUACAAUCACCCAAAGUCUUUUGCAAUUCCAUCGUUCCAGUCUGGGUGGCCGUUUCCAUCUCCUCGUUCCGUUGAUGCAAAGACUACUCUCCUGCCUCUUCCUGCCUAGCAGUAGAGAUGCGGGAACCGUCAACAGGUUCAAACACCCAGCAUGGCUCGACCCUACUAACGCUUCGUUGACUCUGAAGCACGCGCAAAAGUACUCGAGACUUCUCGAAAACCUUUGCAACCCACCACAGUUCAACGUGGCUGGAAGCCGAGGAAAGGCACCUGAUCUCGUCGAUGAGACACGGAAAGCUCGCAUGCAUGUUGCCCAACACACUCCCCACAUCCUUCACUAUUACUGCACUCUUAUCUUGAAUGGUAAACUAGGCGAAGGCAUGCGAGAUGCACUUACGCCAGGCAUGUGGGCAAUCAUUGACGUCGCCGAAAUUGGCGCAGAUGAUAGCCGUGGUGUCAAAGCAUUGAGCUCCAGCAUNGGUAAUGCUGAUCGUGCCGUCCUGCGAGGAAUCUGGGAGGACUGGCGACGAUUUGGUGGAGCUUGGAAGGGUUAG